Messenger RNA from Tribolium madens (black flour beetle), 1775 nucleotides. RefSeq names its product T-complex protein 1 subunit zeta (gene CCT6). The transcript is spliced from 4 exons. NCBI's taxonomy places the organism in Eukaryota, Metazoa, Arthropoda, Insecta, Coleoptera, Tenebrionidae. Gene Ontology annotation, molecular function: ATP binding; ATP hydrolysis activity; ATP-dependent protein folding chaperone. Gene Ontology annotation, biological process: protein folding. The coding region runs from base 65 to 1657 and encodes 530 amino acids. The record is from RefSeq and is a predicted model, not a curated record. Gene Ontology annotation, cellular component: chaperonin-containing T-complex.
GCAACAAAAAUCCCUAGAUAUUUUCACAUUUUCUAGUGUGUGACCGGUGUUUCAUUGAAAGAAAAUGGCAAUUAGUUUAUUAAACCCUAAAGCUGAAGUCGCGAGGGCUGCACAAGCCCUUGCUGUUAACAUUUCCGCCGCGAAGGGUAUACAAGACGUCAUGAAGUCCAAUCUGGGCCCCAAAGGGACAAUGAAAAUGUUAGUCUCCGGCGCCGGCGACAUCAAAAUCACUAAAGACGGCAAUGUGCUCCUCCAUGAGAUGCAAAUUCAGCACCCCACCGCCUCCCUCAUAGCGCGCGCUUCCACCGCUCAGGACGACAUGACCGGCGAUGGCACCACUUCCACGGUCCUUGUCAUUGGGGAACUUCUCAAACAGGCUGAUAUUCUCAUCGCCGAAGGUUUGCAUCCGCGUGUUGUAACUGAAGGUUUCGAUAAAGCCAGAGAAAAAACUCUCGAAAUUCUUGAUUCGAUCAAAGUCCCUAUUGAAAUAACCCGCGAGAGCCUUCUUGAUGUUGCACGGACUAGUCUUAGGACCAAAGUGCACCAGGUCCUGGCGAACGUUCUAGCCGAUGUUUGCGUUGACGCUAUUUUGGCUAUCAAACCAAAAGACAAGUCAGUGGAUCUUCACAUGGUCGAAUUGAUGGAAAUGCAGCACAAAACUGAGACGGACACCACUUUGGUCAAGGGUUUGGUGCUUGAUCAUGGUUCCAGACAUCCAGAUAUGCCCAAAAGGUUGAAAAAUUGUUACAUUUUGACGUGUAACGUGUCGAUGGAAUAUGAGAAAAGCGAAGUCAAUUCGGGUUUCUUUUAUAAGACGGCGGAAGAGCGCGAGAAAAUGGUCCAAGCCGAGCGCGAGUUUAUCGAACAGAGGGUGAAAAAGGUCAUUGAUUUGAAAAAGAAACUCUGCGAUGGCACUGAUAAGAGUUUUGUUGUUAUCAAUCAGAAAGGUAUCGAUCCAAUGAGUCUUGAUCUUUUGGCCAAAGAAGGUAUUAUGGCUUUGAGACGAGCCAAAAGACGCAAUAUGGAAAGAUUAGCUUUGGCUUGCGGUGGAGUCGCUUUGAAUCAUUUAGAUGACAUUCAAGAGUCACAAUUGGGGUAUGCUGGAGUCGUCUAUGAACACGUUUUGGGUGAAAAUAAAUUUACUUUUGUGGAGGAGUGUAAAAUACCUCAAUCCGUCACUAUUCUGAUUAAAGGGCCCAAUAAACAUACCCUCGCUCAGAUCAAAGAUGCAGUCAGGGAUGGAUUACGUGCCAUCAAUAAUGCGAUUGAGGACAAAUCCUUGAUUCCAGGCGCGGGGGCCUUUGAGGUGACGGCUCACAAGCAGCUAAUGUCUUACAAGGACACUGUUAAGGGCAAAUCUCGUCUUGGGAUUGGGGCCUAUGCCGAAGCCCUUCUCGUAAUUCCUAAAGUGCUUGCAACGAAUUCUGGUUUUGACGCUCAGGAUACUAUUGUGAAACUCCAAGAAGAAUCUCGUCUCAACCCGGAACCAAUUGGACUCGAUUUAACUUCAGGUCAACCGAUUAAUCCGAAAGAUGCUGGAAUUUUUGAUAAUUACAUCGUGAAAAAACAAAUAAUUAAUUCGUGUUCAGUAAUCGCAAGUAAUUUGUUAUUGGUUGAUGAAAUAAUGAGAGCUGGAAUGAGCAGUUUGAAGGGUUAAAAAAUGAUUUUCUAACAAGUUUUUUUUUCAGUAAUUAUUUACAACUGAUCUUGUAUUAAUGCUUCACGUAAUUGAUUUUGUAUUGUAUUUAUCAUGCAAUAAAGGAUUUUAACACGAA